AUGAACAGAUUGCUGUGGAUAAUACUUGUGAUCCUCUCGUGGUAUGGAUCAGCUCUACUUAUAAUCGCAGCGUGGAACGCCUUCAUUAUGAACCCUAUCAGUUUUGGCGUGGAGACCACAUACAUAGAGUGGGAGACUAAGCUGCCUGCAGUAGCGAUAUGCGAAGCCAGUAACAAGUUCAUGAUCUACAACGUUUCUGAUACAAUCUGGUCGCCGGAGCACCUAUUGGACCUGGAAGACGCUUUAAAAGACGUUGCUUACUUUCGUGGCUCAUGCUAUCGACUCUUAGACGUCUGUUACAAGAACAACAAUCCUGAUCCCAUCUGUAGAACUUCCAACUACAGUUAUUACGCUCAGCUGGUGCGAAGUGGCUGUGGACAAAUGCUCGGGAAUUGCUCAUAUAAUGGUCAAAACUUCGACUGCUGCAAAUACUUUCAGCCGAUACAAACCGAUAUCGGCACCUGCUUCAUCAUAAAUUCUAUACAGACCAAG
This is a messenger RNA of Iphiclides podalirius (scarce swallowtail), 492 nucleotides long. Lineage: Eukaryota; Metazoa; Arthropoda; Insecta; Lepidoptera; Papilionidae. The record is from the annotation of a GenBank genome assembly.